AUGUCGGGCCUGUUCGGCAGCGCGUCCUCGUCUUCGUCGAGCAACACUGUUGGCGACCUGAAGCAGGACGUUGCGCUCAACAACCCUCCCGAGGACAGCAUCUCCGACCUCGCCUUCUCCCCCGCCCAGAACCAGGCCAGCGACUUUCUGGCAGUAGCCAGUUGGGACAAGAAGGUCAGGAUAUACGAGAUUGCACAGAACGGCCAGAGCGAGGGACGGCACGCCUACGAACACGAUGGACCCGUGUUGAACUGCGACUUCUCCAAGGACGGCACAAAGGUCCUCUCCGGCGGCGCCGACAAGGCCGUCAAGGCCUGCGACCUCGCCUCGCAGCAGACGAUCAAGAUCGGCGAGCACGAGCAGCCGGUCAAGUGCGUCCGCUUCUUCGACUCGGCCAACGGCACCAUGGCCGUGUCGGGCUCCUGGGACAAGACGGUCAAGUACUGGGACAUGCGGUCGCCCACGCCCGCGGCGACGCUCACCUGCCAGGAGCGCGUGUACUCCAUCGACGUGCGCAACGACCUGCUCGUCAUCGGCACCGCCGACCGAUACAUCAACGUCGUGGACCUCAAGAACCCGACAAAGUUCUACAAGACGCUCCAGAGCCCGCUCAAGUGGCAGACCAGGGUCGUCAGCUGCUUCACCGACGCCGCCGGGUUUGCCAUUGGCAGUAUCGAGGGCCGUUGCGCGAUCCAGUAUGUUGAGGAUAAGGAUGCUAGAAUGGGCCUCGAGGACGACAACGGCAGACGGCUAACAUGUGUACAGCUCCAACUUUUCAUUCAAGUGCCAUCGCGACCCCCCGCGAACAACGUCACCAACGUCUACGCCGUUAACGACAUCUCCUUCCACCCCGUCCACGGCACUUUCAGCACCGCCGGCUCGGACGGCACCUUCCACUUCUGGGACAAGGACGCGAAGCACCGUCUCAAGGGAUACCCGAACGUCGGCGGCAGCAUCACGGCCACCACCUUCAACAAGAACGGCUCCAUCUUCGCCUACGGCAUCAGCUAUGACUGGAGCAAGGGCUUCCAGCACAACACUCAGCAGUACCCCAUCAAGGUGAUGCUGCACCCCGUCCAGGCGGACGAGUGCAAGCCUCGCCCGACGAUGAAGAAACGGUGA
Molecule: messenger RNA, 1122 nt
Organism: Colletotrichum spaethianum
Lineage: Eukaryota; Fungi; Ascomycota; Sordariomycetes; Glomerellales; Glomerellaceae
Product: nucleoporin GLE2
Exons: 3
Coding region: 1-1122 (373 amino acids)
Biological process (GO): RNA export from nucleus; transcription-dependent tethering of RNA polymerase II gene DNA at nuclear periphery
Cellular component (GO): nuclear pore
Molecular function (GO): ubiquitin binding; RNA binding
Source: RefSeq, a predicted model, not a curated record